AUGAAGCUAACGUUUUCGGCCAUAAUUGCUGUUUGCAUCGCUCUUGCAGAGGCCGUGCCCUCUGCUAAGAGAGACAUGGAAUGCAAGUCUACGGGCAGGUCCGGUAGACUCAUUGGACACAACAGUGCUACUGGCGCCAAGUCGAUCUUUGAAUUUGAUUCGACUGAUAAUCUUUCCACACUUCACGAAGUUCUCAAGACUGAUCAAGAAUUCGAAUUCUACAGCUGCAAAGCGCCGUCAAACGAAUUUGCUGGUGCUGGAUUCGGUGCUGCUUACGGUCAAAUACGCAGUAAGAAGGACUCAGACAUGUGCGUAACGUCUGGCUCGAUUGUUAUUGGUGGCAAGGAGAAAGGCGAGCCCGAGUUUUUGUUCAUCAACAACGGUCGCGUCACCCUUGAGAAGUGCGCCAAGGAUGGAAUGACACUUCGCCGUCAGUGGUUCGCUGCUUCUCAGGGAGUGCCCAUGUGUCCUCCAACAGUUUCGCUACUUGGAUACCAGUCAGAUGUUCCGCAAAACUUUAUUGGUAUUAAUAAAGACGGCACAGCCCAUCUUGAGGCGAACUUGUAUAAGAACAUGGACGAGUACUUCUACCUUGCUCGUGAUGUAUCAGACAGCUGUAAGUAA
Molecule: messenger RNA, 624 nt
Organism: Malassezia globosa CBS 7966
Lineage: Eukaryota; Fungi; Basidiomycota; Malasseziomycetes; Malasseziales; Malasseziaceae
Exons: 1
Coding region: 1-624 (207 amino acids)
Source: RefSeq, a predicted model, not a curated record